AUGAAGUCACAGUUUGGUACCUUCACAGAGGAGAGUUAUGAAGGUAAUCCACUUCUCUGUGGACCACCAUUGGAGAAGAAAUGCACUACAAAUUCACAGGUGACCAAUCCAUCAGUCGAAGAAGACCAUGAGAAAUGGUAUGAUAUCAAUAUGACAUAUUUCUAUGGAAGUUCUAGUUCGACAUGUUUUGUGUUGUUAUUGGGAUUUGUUGCAAUUCUUUACACCAAUCCUUGGUGGCGUAGAAGGUGGCUAGACUGGGUUGAAGAUUGUAUGUAUACAUGUUACUACUUCCUUUAUGAUUUAGUAUGGAAGCCUUCUAUGAUCUUCCGUAGGUAG
Lactuca virosa is the source of this 336-nucleotide messenger RNA. NCBI's taxonomy places the organism in Eukaryota, Viridiplantae, Streptophyta, Magnoliopsida, Asterales, Asteraceae. The record is from the annotation of a GenBank genome assembly.